This is a messenger RNA of Eleginops maclovinus (Patagonian blennie), 3434 nucleotides long. Its product is annotated as pro-neuregulin-3, membrane-bound isoform. Gene Ontology annotation, biological process: animal organ development; intracellular signal transduction; nervous system development. The record is from RefSeq and is a predicted model, not a curated record. Gene Ontology annotation, molecular function: chemorepellent activity. NCBI's taxonomy places the organism in Eukaryota, Metazoa, Chordata, Actinopteri, Perciformes, Eleginopidae.
AUGAGCCAUAAAGGACGGCAGGGAAGGAUGAGCGAGUGUUCUGGGGCAGCUGUGUCCGGGGCGGUGAUCCUGGAGGAACCUGAGGGUUCAGGGGCUCCAGGGGGCCGUGGUGAAGGCCAGGCCCCGAAUCAGGGUCCCCUUCGCUGUGCAGUGUGGCCUCGCCAGCAGACAUGGCUGUGUGUGGUCCCCUUGCUCAUUGGUUUUAUCGGCCUUGGAUUGAGCCUGAUGUUGCUGAAAUGGAUUGUUGUCGGUACAGUGCGGGAUUACGUGCCAACAGACCUGGUGGAUGCUAAUCGAAUAGGCCAGGAUCCUAUCUUCCUGUCCAAGCCAAGCGGCAUUCCCAAAAGUCCUGACACUACCACCACCACGACUACUCCUACAGUUGAUGGCGGGAACCCAACGCCUAGAACUGUUACCGCCGCCAAAGGUAGAACUCGCUCCACCGCUACUACCACAACCAUAAACCCCAGAGGAGGAGGAGGAGCCUCGGGUAGCCAAGUCACACCAAGGAAUCCUGUAAACCGACGCGGACCGCCUGCUUUUACUACGACUACCGCGGCGCCACGGACGACCUUCGUAAUUGGAGCAGCGACAUCUAGCCCCUCACCGGCCAAUCCUACCGUACUCCACGACUCCACGCAGAUGUGGACCCUGGAGCAUACUACUACAGAGACGGUCUCGACCACGCUCACCACGCGUACGCACGGCCACCGCAAAACACCAUCUCCAACCGUGCCUCCGCUGCACUCGGAGCAUUUCAAACCAUGCCACGAGAAGGACCUGGCGUACUGCCUGAACGGCGGCGAAUGCUUCGUCAUCGAGACGCUCAGCGGGCCUCACAAGCACUGCAAGUGUCGAGAAGGCUACCAGGGGAUCCGCUGUGACCAGUUUCUGCCCAAGACUGACUCCAUCCUGUCAGACCCAAAUCACUUGGGCAUCGAGUUUAUGGAGAGCAAAGAGGUGUACAAGAGACAGGUGCUGUCAAUCACCUCCAUCGCCAUGGCCAUCAGCCUGCUGGGAACGCUGUGCAUGGCGCUGUACUGCCGCAACAAGAGGCGCAGAGAGAAACUCCAGGCUCACCUGAAGGAGAAUCGCAGUCUGAAGAACUACACCGCUAACUCCCAUAACGCCCUGGAUGCCAAGCUGAGGGCCCCUAACGCCAACCUGCAAAUGCACGAGUACUUCAAACGCUCUUCCCAGCCUCGCCAGGGAACCGUUUGCACGCCCAGCUUUGCACACUGCAACAUCUCCACCACGGUCAUCGGCAGCUCCAGAGGCACGGCCAAACAUCACAGAAGUGGUUCCUUGUCUCACAGCCCGGAUCAGAGAACCAAGGCAUCCCAUUGGUCGGCUCCGCGCAGGACCCCGCCCAUACCGAGGGGAAGGUUGAAUCCGAUUGGAGGGUCCAAGUAUUCAGGGCCCGCCUACCAACACCUUCAGGAAGUGGACUCUUCUGAGGCAGAGGCACAGAGAGGAUGCCAGACGCAGGGUGAGCACCGCUGUGACGACCCCAGACGAGAUGCCUUCCUCCAUAUGCAAUCUCCUGUUUCCUUUGAGACUCCGUCGCCAUCGCCUUUGAGCGUCCACAUGGGGGUACGUUCAGGUGCCCCGUCCGACCCAAGCGAACCCAAUCCCUACGCCCGCAGCCUGCGUAGACCCGGACGCCGCCACUCCCCGCCUCCUCCGUUUCGCUCCUGCUCCAUCCCCAUCAUCCCCUCCGUCCAGUGUCACCACGACAGCGAGGCGUCUUGUAUGCAAACCAGCGUCACGCCAGCAACCAGGGCCAUGUGUGCGGGAGGCAAGGAAGCGAGGAGAGAGAGGGCAGCACAGGUCGCCUUGUCUUCUACUUCCUGCUCCUCUGCCAUUGGCCAGCAGCGGGAUGAGGUGGCGCUGCUGCUGGAGGAGGCGCAGGAGCAGCUCAGGGCAUUGGCGCUGGCCCACAGGAAGCAGGAGGAAGGCGGGGUCAGCGGCGGAUGCACGGCUGCACAGGUGGAGGCCAGAGAAACUGUUUGCUUCCUGAAUCUUAGCGGAGGAAGCGUCGGGGCGCUGAGCUGCAACGGACCCACGCAGACGCAGCUGCUCAGCCCCAGCCUAUCACACAGAGACCUGGGCCAAAUCAGCCAAUGAGAGGACUCCAUUUAGGACUUUCGCUUUCAGUUCGACAGACUGACGUGUUCUGCAUCAGUGGGACACGAAUGGAUAAAAAAAACACCAUGUAAUAUCAAGGAAAAAGUUCUGGUGAUGCAGACUGUACGGAUACAAACACUGAGCGCCUUUACACCGACUGACAGUAUGGAAGAAAAAAAACAUUUACAUUUAUUUACAAAAACAAGAGAAACACUUAGGCAAAAAGAAACCAAAUAGUCUGUCAACUCCAUGGUGUUUUUAAUUGUAAAAAGAAUAUAUAAAUAUAUAUAUAAAUAUAUAUGGAUAUAAAUAUAUGGAAUUCAAAAAGUGACCAACGUUGAAGAACACAGGAAUGAUGUAACUACUCUUCUUUUCUUCUCCUCCCUGUUUUUGUAUUAACUCUGUCACGAUUUUGGGUUUGACGGCUCUCGAGAAAGACUUUAGAACGCCGCACGUCCACGAGAUUCUGUGAGCCUGUACAGAAUCCAAUAUGGCCGACAAGGAAGGAGCCUCCACACCGAUUUACCCCCCCCCCCCCCCCCCCCCCCUGCUGGCCUUUUAAAAAACGUGUCUACCCAGCCAAGAAUACACUUUAAAGGACUUACGACAAAAAACUAAAACUCCCCGGCCGUGUGCUUGUGUGUGUGUGAGUGUGUGUGUGUGUGUGUGUGUGUGUGUGUACUGAAUUGCAGCAAGAGAAGAAGAAAAACACCGGAAGCUACUACAGUACAGUUGGUCAUCUUUGGGAGGGCAGAUUGUUAAAGAGGGCACAUGUACGCUGUACGCUGACCCCCACCCCCCCACCCCCCGUUUGGCCGAAACCAAUCUAGAUUACUUUAGUUUUUUUUACAAAUGGUAUUUUCACACAGACGCGCACACACACUCACCUGUGCAUCCAUUGUCGGACGGUCAGAUGAACGGACAAAGGAAGGACAGACGGAGCUACUCUGACGUUUAUUUUAGUUUCAGUUUCGUUUGUUUUUUUCCAUUUUUGGUUUUUAACGAACAAUGCUGCUUUCUGGGGCUGAUGGGAGGGGAGAACCACAUGGUUUGGGUAUUGAAACAAAUAAAUGUCUCUAUGUUGUAUCCUAUGAAUUGGAAGCUUUUGAAUCUCUGUAUGAAUUUACAGCCAAAUGUUUCUGGUGAUAAAAAGUAAAAAAUGGUUGCAAUUCUGGUAAAGAUUUUUCAAAAUGAGAGUUGUUUCGGUUGAUUGCUUUCGAAGACGUUUUGACUCCUUAAAAGCAACAAGCGAUGCUGGGGAACAUCAGCACUUAUUAUUUGGCCUUUUCACACACACACAAUAUGGU